Dendroctonus ponderosae (mountain pine beetle) is the source of this 951-nucleotide messenger RNA. RefSeq names its product gamma-secretase subunit Aph-1 (gene aph-1). Gene Ontology annotation, biological process: positive regulation of catalytic activity; Notch receptor processing; Notch signaling pathway. Gene Ontology annotation, molecular function: protein-macromolecule adaptor activity. Bases 97 to 819 code for a protein of 240 amino acids. Gene Ontology annotation, cellular component: endoplasmic reticulum; membrane; gamma-secretase complex. The record is from RefSeq and is a predicted model, not a curated record. Lineage: Eukaryota; Metazoa; Arthropoda; Insecta; Coleoptera; Curculionidae. The transcript has a single exon.
AGUCACUUUGAAAGUUAUUAUGAGUCAGUUGCACUGUCACAACAGUGUAGUUUACAAACUUUCGCCUAAAAGUAGCGACUUGCAGCAUAAAAUACGAUGACUGUGAGAGAGUUUUUCGGCUGUGCCUUUUUGGCAUUUGGCCCCCCAGUUGCCAUGUUCCUGUUCACCAUAGUGCAGGAUCCUGUGCGAAUAAUCAUCCUGAUAGCAGCCGCCUUUUUCUGGCUGGUCUCCUUGCUGCUGUCCUCUUUGCUUUGGUUCGCCGUUGUGCCCUUACAAAAGCACCUGCUGUUCGGCAUGAUAUGUUCCGUGCUGUUCCAGGAAGGCUUCCGCUAUAUAAUCUACCGGAUUCUGCGAAAGGCGGAAAAUGGCCUGAUGAAAAUCACCGAAGACAGUACCAGACUGAUCGACAACAAACACAUCCUGGCCUAUGUUAGCGGUCUGGGUUUCGGUAUUAUCAGUGGGGCCUUUUCAUUGAUUAAUGUGCUGGCUGAUGCGGUGGGGCCGGCCACUAUGGGGCUCAAAGCGGGCAACGAAAUGUUCUUUCUAUCCAGUGCGGCGACGGCUCUUUCCUUUAUUCUACUGCACACCUUUUGGAGUGUGCUCUUCUUCAAUGGCUUCGACAACAACAACAGAAUCCAAGUUGGCUAUGUUAUAGUCACGCAUUUGCUUGCAUCCGGCUUAACCAUGUUCAACAGGUAUCAGAUCUAUACGGCCACUUUAAUACCGCUCUAUCUCCUUCUCUCGGUGAGUGCGGUUUAUGCUUUUCGGGUCGCCGGGGGCUCGUUUGACUCCCUUAAAGCAGCCUGUUCCGUCAAAUAAUCCUGUAGGAGCAGAAUCUCUACGCUUGACUAUAUAUAGACUUUGCUAUUUAUAACAUAUUUUUAAGUAGUUUAGGAGCUACAGUGGUAGUUUUGUAUUGUUUUGUGAAAUAUUAAUAGUUUAUAUGCAACA